This is a messenger RNA of Drosophila obscura, 1589 nucleotides long. RefSeq names its product mitochondrial tRNA-specific 2-thiouridylase 1. The transcript is spliced from 2 exons. NCBI's taxonomy places the organism in Eukaryota, Metazoa, Arthropoda, Insecta, Diptera, Drosophilidae. Gene Ontology annotation, molecular function: sulfurtransferase activity. The coding region runs from base 174 to 1340 and encodes 388 amino acids. Gene Ontology annotation, cellular component: mitochondrion. Gene Ontology annotation, biological process: tRNA wobble position uridine thiolation. The record is from RefSeq and is a predicted model, not a curated record.
UACCGUAUAUUAGCGACGUUCAGAUGCGUCGUAAGCAGCAUAAAGCUAUUAAGCUUAUUUAGCUAACAUUCAGUGCCGCUCUUAAGAACAUUUUAAUUUCAACCGCAAUAUAUCGAUAUAUGGGCACAUCAAUAAUUAACAGAAUUGUUAAAAUAAAAAAAUUGUAGUAAAAAAUGCUCCGCAACGUUGUUGUGGGCAUGUCGGGGGGCGUGGACAGUGCCGUGAGCGCCCACCUACUGAAGGAGCGCGGCCACCGCGUCCUGGGCGUCUUUAUGCGUAAUUGGGACGAGCACGACGAGGCCGGUCGCUGCAGUGGCGAGCAGGACCUAAAGGACGCAGAAUGGGCGUGCCAGCGGCUGGGGAUCGAGCUGCGGCAGGUGAACUACGUGAAGGAGUACUGGACGGCGGUGUUUAGCGCCUUCCUGGACGACUACCAGCAGGGUCUGACCCCCAAUCCGGACAUCCUCUGCAACCGGCACAUCAAGUUCGACCUGUUCCAUCGCCAUGCUCUGGAGCGGAUAGGCUACGAUGCCGUGGCCACCGGCCACUAUGCCCGCAACAGUCUGGGCAACUUUCUGGAACAUCGCGGGUGCGGUGGGGACGCCCGUCUGCUCAUACCGGCGGACACUUUCAAAGAUCAGACCUUCUUCUUGGCGGGUAUACCACGGCAGGCCCUGCAGCGCACCAUGUUCCCCCUGGGCGACCUGGCCAAGAGCGAGGUGAAGAGCUUGGCCCGACAAAUUGGCCUCCAGCGCCUGGCCCAAAAGCGGGAGAGCACCGGCAUCUGCUUCGUGGGCAAGCGCGACUUCAAGUCCUUCAUCCGCGAGUACAUUGCCUCCAGGAGCGGCCAGUUUGUGGACACGGACAAUGGGGCCAUUGUGGGAAACCAUGAGGGCAUCCACCAGUGGACCGUGGGCCAGCGGUGCCGCCUCGGCUCCUUUCUGCAGCCGUACUUCGUGGCCCGGAAGGAAGCCUCCAGCAACACCAUCUUCGUGGCCGCCGGCCACGACCAUCCCGCCUUGCUCAGCACCCGCAUGUACAUCGAGGCCCCCAACUGGCUGUGCGCUCAAUCCCAGCAGCGGCUGGCAUCCACUGGCAGCCUGCGCUGCCGCUUUCGCUUCCAGCACACCAAGCCGUUGGUUGACUGCUGCCUCCGCUCCUGCCCCGAUGGCGGCUUUGAGGUGCUGCUGGAUGCGCCUCUGCGCGCCAUAACCCCCGGCCAGUAUGCGGUAUUCUACGACGAAAUGGCCUGCCUGGGCGCUGCCCGCAUCCUGAGCGCCGAUGCUCUAACCAGGAGCUGCCAGGAGCAGCAGGCUCAAAGCCAGACCAUCACCAGCUGACACGAAGUCACGAAGGGAAUGGGCAUCCCCAAAGAAACCAAAACACAUGAGAGCCAGCCAAUGCUUAUAAUCAAGUCAACCAAAACGGAUCCACUUGGGUUAAGAUUAUUGGACAUUUUGUGUGUGUUCGAAUCGACGAUCUGUUUGUAAAGUUUUGUUAACUAUUCUGUAAAAAUACCGAAGACUCAUUGGGGAAUGCAAUAAUUUCCAUAAAACUAAUUUAAUAUAGUUAUUUGGUGCUAAUUGAAA